UUUAGGGAGACAGAAUGAAGAACACCUCUUUUUAUAGCAUCAGCUUUGAGUUUACAGGCCGAUUCCUGCCUCCUGUUUACAUCUUAGUCUUCAUCAUUGGUCUGGUAGCUAAUGGAUGGGGAUUAAAGUCUUUGCUGCACAACUGGAAGAAACUAAAGAUCAUCAAUGUUUUUGUUCUCAAUCUCGGACUUGCUGAUAUUCUGUACCUGCUCACACUCCCAUUGUUGGUAGUGUACCAUGUUUUAAAGAGAACAUGGAUCUUCGGAGACACAUUCUGCAAGUUAACAAGAUUCUGCUUCAACCUGAAUUUAUAUGGCAGUAUCGGGUUCCUUACUUGUAUAAGUGUGUACAGGUACCUGGCUAUUGUCCAUCCAGUGAGAGUGAUGGGAAGAUUAACUCUGACUCACUCUGUGGGGAUCUCAGUCAUGGUUUGGUUUUUAGUCAGCGUUCAAAGUCUUCCGGACAUGUUCUACAGCAAAGCAUUUGGAAACAACACUGAGAAAUGCUUUGAUACCACCUCUGACAGCUAUGUGGAUGAUUACAUUAAAUACAGCCUUGGAUGGACACUCACUGGGUUUUGUAUCCCAUUGCUCAUCACACUGGGCUGCUAUGGACAUGUGAUUGUCGUUCUCUGCCGCACAAAUACCACUGACAAGGUACUGAAACAGAGAAGCUUGAAGUUGUUGUUCAUCGUGAUUCUUCUCUUCUCUGUUUGUUACAUCCCCUAUCAUGUACUGAAGAACCUCAACCUCUGGUCAAGAGUUCUGCAAAGACAGAACAUAUGCUGUGAAUGGUCUAAUGGAGUCUACAUUGCUCAUCAGAUAUGUCGUGGCUUUGUGUGUCUGAACAGUGUUCUCAACCCUCUGGUUUACCUCCAUGGAAAUGAAGAUAUUCCUGCUCAGCUCAGACAGCUGCUCCAGCAAGCUCGUCAGAUGGUCAGCCGUCCGCCUCCAACAAACUCUGCUGGUGUGCCUAUGGCACAAAUCACAGAUGGAAGUUAUAGAACAUGUUAAAACAUUUUUCUGUAUGUCAUUAUUUUCUUUCUAUUGCCACAUCUAUA
Messenger RNA from Perca fluviatilis (European perch), 1060 nucleotides. RefSeq names its product P2Y purinoceptor 1-like. Bases 15 to 1013 code for a protein of 332 amino acids. Gene Ontology annotation, cellular component: membrane. Gene Ontology annotation, molecular function: neuropeptide receptor activity. NCBI's taxonomy places the organism in Eukaryota, Metazoa, Chordata, Actinopteri, Perciformes, Percidae. The record is from RefSeq and is a predicted model, not a curated record. The transcript has a single exon. Gene Ontology annotation, biological process: G protein-coupled receptor signaling pathway.